AGAAGACAGACACUGUAUCCGUGAGAAUAUUGUAGAAGCCAUUAUUCACUCUCCUGAGCUGAUCAGAGUACAGCUUACUACUUGCAUUCACCACAUCAUCAAGCAUGACUAUCCUAGUCGCUGGACUGCAGUUGUGGAGAAGAUUGGUUUCUACCUCCAGUCUGACAACAGUGCUUGUUGGCUUGGAAUUCUUCUUUGUCUUUAUCAGCUUGUGAAAAACUAUGAAUACAAGAAACCAGAGGAGCGAAGUCCUUUGAUAGCUGCAAUGCAACAUUUUCUGCCAGUUCUGAAGGAUAGAUUCAUUCAGCUCUUGAAUGAUCCAUCAGAUCAGUCUGUACUCAUCCAGAAACAGAUCUUCAAAAUAUUUUAUGCACUUGUCCAGUACACAUUACCUUUGGAGUUGAUAAAUCAGCAAAACCUGACUGAGUGGAUAGAAAUCCUGAAGACUGUUGUCGAUAGGGAUGUACCAGCUGAAACCCUUCAGGUUGAUGAAGAUGAUAGACCUGAGUUGCCUUGGUGGAAAUGCAAGAAGUGGGCUUUGCAUAUCUUAGCUAGGCUUUUUGAGAGGUAUGGAAGCCCUGGGAACGUUUCCAAGGAGUACAACGAGUUUGCUGAAGUGUUCCUGAAGGCCUUCGCUGUUGGUGUUCCGGUGUUGCUGAAGGUGCUGUAUCAAUACAAGGAGAAGCAGUACAUGGCUCCGAGAGUUCUGCAGCAGACACUGAAUUACAUCAAUCAAGGAGUGUCACAUGCAGUCACCUGGAAGAAUCUGAAACCUCAUAUUCAAGGAAUUAUCCAGGAUGUUAUUUUUCCAUUGAUGUGCUAUACAGAUGCUGAUGAAGAACUUUGGCAAGAAGAUCCUUAUGAAUAUAUUCGCAUGAAAUUUGAUGUAUUUGAAGACUUCAUUUCUCCAACAACUGCUGCUCAGACAUUGUUGUUUACCUCGUGUAGUAAAAGGAAAGAGGUGUUGCAGAAGACAAUGGGCUUUUGUUAUCAAAUCCUUACGGAGCCCAACGCUGACCCGCGUAAGAAAGAUGGUGCUUUACACAUGAUUGGUUCCUUGGCUGAGAUUCUCCUAAAAAAAAAAAUCUAUAAAGAUCAGAUGGAAUAUAUGUUGCAGAAUCACGUGUUCCCUCUCUUCAGCAGUGAGCUGGGUUACAUGAGAGCACGGGCUUGUUGGGUUCUUCAUUAUUUUUGUGAAGUCAAAUUCAAGAGUGACCAGAACCUCCAGACAGCCUUAGAACUCACAAGACGGUGUCUGAUAGAUGAUAGGGAAAUGCCUGUGAAAGUGGAAGCUGCAAUAGCUCUUCAAGUUCUGAUCAGUAAUCAAGAGAAAGCCAAGGAAUACAUUACUCCGUUCAUUAGACCUGUCAUGCAAGCUCUGCUGCAUAUCAUAAGAGAGACUGAAAAUGACGAUCUUACUAAUGUGAUUCAGAAGAUGAUCUGUGAAUACAGCGAAGAAGUUACCCCGAUUGCAGUAGAAAUGACACAGCAUUUGGCCAUGACGUUUAACCAGGUGAUCCAGACGGGCCCUGACGAAGAGGGCAGUGAUGACAAGGCAGUGACAGCAAUGGGAAUCUUGAAUACUAUCGAUACACUUCUCAGUGUAGUUGAAGAUCACAAGGAAAUUACCCAGCAGCUGGAAGGGAUCUGUUUGCAAGUGAUUGGAACAGUUUUGCAGCAGCAUGUAUUAGAGUUCUACGAGGAGAUCUUUUCCUUGGCUCACAGUCUGACCUGCCAACAGGUUUCUGCACAAAUGUGGCAGCCUUUUUUUCAGGAUGGUUUUGAUUAUUUUACUGACAUGAUGCCUCUCUUGCAUAAUUAUGUAACUGUUGAUACAGAUACACUUCUGUCAGACACAAAAUAUCUUGAAAUGAUCUACAGCAUGUGCAAGAAGGUCCUGACAGGAGUUGCUGGAGAAGAUGCAGAAUGUCACGCGGCCAAGCUGUUAGAAGUAAUUAUUCUGCAGUGCAAAGGACGUGGCAUUGACCAGUGCAUACCCUUGUUUGUGGAAGCUGCCUUGGAGAGACUGACCAGAGAGGUGAAAACCAGUGAGCUGCGAACCAUGUGCCUCCAGGUUGCCAUAGCUGCUUUGUAUUACAAUCCUCAUUUACUACUAAAUACCUUGGAAAAUCUUCGUUUUCCCAAUAAUGUGGAGCCUGUCACCAAUCACUUCAUAACACAGUGGCUUAACGACGUGGACUGUUUCUUGGGACUUCAUGACAGGAAGAUGUGUGUGCUUGGCCUGUGUGCUCUUAUUGAUCUGGAGCAGAUACCACAGGUUCUAAAUCAAGUUGCUGGACAGAUCCUGCCAGCUUUUAUCCUUUUAUUUAACGGAUUGAAAAGAGCAUAUGCCUGUCAUGCAGAGCAUGAAAACGACAGUGAUGAUGAUGAUGAAGCUGAAGAAGAUGAGGAAACAGGAGCUGGGGAGCGACGAAGAUGACAUCGAUGAAGAUGGUCAAGAAUAUUUAGAAAUUCUAGCAAAACAGGCAGGUGAAGAUGGAGAUGAUGAAGACUGGGAAGAAGAUGAUGCUGAGGAGACUGCUUUGGAAGGCUAUUCCACAAUUAUUGAUGAUGAAGACAACCCUAUUGAUGAAUAUCAGAUAUUUAAAACAAUUUUUCAGACAAUUCAGAAUCGUAACCCUGUGUGGUACCAAGCUUUGACACAGGGUCUGAAUGAAGAGCAGAGGAAACAGUUGCAGGACAUAGCAACUCUGGCAGACCAGCGACGGGCAGCACAUGAAUCCAAAAUGAUUGAAAAGCAUGGAGGAUACAAAUUCAAUGCUCCAGUUGUGCCAACUUCGUUUAAUUUUGGAGGCCCUGCCCCAGGAAUGAAUUGAAUUAUCACUUUUCCUGCUACUGUGUGAUUGUAGUGAAGAGCUUGUGUUCCUCCCAAUAGUGGUUCCAGAACUGGUUCAUGUUAUCUACAACUCACUCUAAACUAAUUGAUAAAUAGAUUGGACAAAAGCCCCAGAAGUGGGACCUGAUCAUGCAACCUAAUACUGGAAAGCAAACCAGAGGUUUUUGGAAGAUAGGAAGAAUGUGAAUUUAAAGCUUCAAAUGACACACUGUGGCGAUGAAAAAUCAAAGAGGGGAUGUCAUGAAGGCAGCUUUUCUUUUUCUGAGGAAAAAAACACAGACAUGGGCUGCAGGACUAUUGGAAAUGUCUCACAGUACAAGCUAAAAGGCAGACUUAAUUUUUACACCUGUGGCAGUAUGAGUGUUGGCCCAGUUUCUUUCCCUUUUGUCCCUACUAUUGGGUGUCUGUUCUUUUAAUGUAAAUAAGUUAAGGUAAUCAGGUAGCCUUACUUAAUCUUCAUCAUUUCCAUUUAUCAAGAUUGUUCAUAUGUAGAAUAUUGGACACUUAAUGUAGCACUACAUAACUGAUGAACCUGUAAAUUAAUUAGCACUUUCAUAUUGAAACAAGCCUGCUAGCCUAUGGACAAAAAUAGCAAAAUGUUUGCUGUUUAUAAAAACAAAAAAUAAGGGAUGUAUUGGGGAAAAUAAUUUCAAGUUAUUAAUUUAAAACGAACUAGCAGUUUUGUACCUGGUGACCUGGCGGUGCAGUCACCUCGGGUUGUGACUUGAAUUCGGUUCUGUGAAAAAGGGGUGGUGAUACUUCAUUGCUGCUAAAGAAAAAAUAGCAACA
This is a messenger RNA of Acanthisitta chloris (rifleman), 3646 nucleotides long. RefSeq names its product importin 7 (gene IPO7). Gene Ontology annotation, cellular component: cytosol; nuclear envelope. Lineage: Eukaryota; Metazoa; Chordata; Aves; Passeriformes; Acanthisittidae. The record is from RefSeq and is a predicted model, not a curated record. Gene Ontology annotation, biological process: protein import into nucleus.